Messenger RNA from Vespula pensylvanica (western yellowjacket), 1244 nucleotides. RefSeq lists its product as uncharacterized. The coding region runs from base 540 to 1142 and encodes 200 amino acids. The record is from RefSeq and is a predicted model, not a curated record. NCBI's taxonomy places the organism in Eukaryota, Metazoa, Arthropoda, Insecta, Hymenoptera, Vespidae. The transcript is spliced from 4 exons.
UUUUAAGACUGUUCGUUAUCCCUGGCCAUAUAAUGAUUUACGUCAACGAUGAGAACAGGCGUAAUUCUUUACCGAUUUUGAUGGACGAGGUCUCUUUUUAAAGACGAAGAUUUAAUCUAAGACACCACUUCUUCGAAUUUUUGAAAAAUCUUUAUUCUCUUUGAACAAAAAUUGUGUUAAAAUAUUGUGCUCUUUCGAGAAUAGUUUAUGUAUCAAAAUAAAGCUUUUCCAAAAAUUCGACAAAGCUGUGUCCUUCGUCUUUAAAACCAGAUCUUGUUCAUUAAAAUGGCUGCUUAUCUCGGUUAUAUUUUUAAUUAAUUAAAAAUAAUUAAACCUAAUAAGCUUAUACAUACGAUAGAUGGCGACGGCAAUGUUUCCCGCUCGCGUUUGUAGUUCGUAUUUUGUCCAUACCUGUCGCUCGAGUCACGUUCGAGGGAGAGAUUACGAACGAUUUUAAUAUCGAAUUUAUCCGUAUUCCAAUAGAAAGUAAAAAAUGUUUUAGAAAAUAAGAGAAAUAAAUAACUCUGACGCAAGUAGAUAUGGAGUAUAAAACGAUGAUCUCGAGAAGUAAAGGUGAAAUUUUGAAAAAAAAGGAAUGGCCGGGUAUUCGGACGUAUGAAAAUACUGUAACACGUAUCGAACCAAAUUUGCUUAUCAUAGAAAUAGGGCGAUUGAUACCGUUUAUGAAGGGGGAAAAUAUUAAAUUUUUUCCUUUAAAUAUGCCAUCUAUUGAAAUAGGAUUUAUACAUAUAAUUGGUAUUAUUCUAGAAGUUUCUUAUUUUGGAAAUUAUUGCGAAUUACAAGUCGACGACGGUACAGGACUAUUGAAUGUUAUGUAUAAUACAAAACGUCAUUUUUUGGGAAAAAGGAAAUACAUUGAAAUGCAGAAUUCAAAUAAUGAUAAAAAAAGUACGAGUAUUCAGAAAAUUGAAGAUUUACAACCUGGUAAACACGUGUACCUGCAAGGAUUCUUAUCGUUGAAUAAUUAUAAAAAUACUAACUUUAAGAAUAAAAGUCCUUCAGAAAAUUUUUGGUGUAGUCAACCGCUGUUAUUCGCUGUUAAGUUAGAAUUGAUUAGCGAAAAGGAAUAUUACAAAAAAAUGUACGCUUGGUUCGGAAGUGCAGAAAGCAGAUAUACUUGAAUGAUAUUGAUCUUAACUAACCUCUAUAACACUCAAUAUAUGUUAAAUUACAUGUAAUAUUUUAUAUUAUUUUGUAUAUUGUAUAAAACAUUAUAUCUUGAA